Arachis duranensis is the source of this 1106-nucleotide messenger RNA. RefSeq names its product zingipain-2. The coding region runs from base 75 to 1106 and encodes 343 amino acids. Gene Ontology annotation, cellular component: lysosome. The record is from RefSeq and is a predicted model, not a curated record. Gene Ontology annotation, molecular function: cysteine-type endopeptidase activity. Lineage: Eukaryota; Viridiplantae; Streptophyta; Magnoliopsida; Fabales; Fabaceae. The transcript is spliced from 2 exons.
AACACAAUUUGUUACAAAUUUCCCAACACUAAUUAAUACCACAAAAUAUAAUUAGAUUUUGCCAAGAGAUACAUAUGGCUCCAAUUAGCAAAAACGUGCAUGUUUUAUUGGCUCUAGUGCUCAUUAUUCUUACAAUUUGCACUUCCCAUGUAAUGUCCUCUCGAAAGUUCAAUAAUGAAGCAUCAUGGUCAAUGUACCAAAGACAUGAGCAAUGGAUGUUAGAAUAUGGCAUAGUGUACAAGAAUGGUGAGGAGAAGGAGAAACGUUUCUUGAUAUUCAAGGACAACGUUGAAUUGAUAGAGUCAUUUAACGCUGCUGGGAACAAGCCUUACAAGCUUGGUGUUAAUCACUUAGCUGAUCUUACCAAUGAGGAAUUCAAGGCUUCACGUAAUGGAUACAUGAGAUCAAAUAAUUCACCUCCAACAUCAUUCAAGUAUGAAAAUGUCACUGAUGUUCCAAAUGCAAUUGACUGGAGGCAGAAUGGAGCUGUUACUCCAGUCAAGAACCAAGGCAGUUGCGGAUGUUGUUGGGCAUUUUCAACCGUUGCUGCAACCGAAGGCAUCCACCAGAUUACUACAGGCAACCUUGUGUCCCUCUCAGAGCAAGAGCUUGUGGACUGUGAUAACGUGGAUCAAGGUUGCGAGGGAGGUCUCAUGGAAAAUGGCUUUGAAUUCAUCAUAAAAAAUGGUGGAAUCACCACUGAGUCAAACUACCCUUACAAAGGAGUUGAUGAAACUUGUGACACAAGUGAAGAGGCUUCUCCAGCAGCUCAGAUAAAAGGGUACCAGCGGGUGCCUGCAAACAGCGAGCACGCACUUCAACAAGCCGUGGCGAACCAACCGGUUUCUGUUUCCAUUGAUGCUAGUGGAUCUGCUUUCCAAUUCUACUCGAGUGGCGUCUUCACCGGUGAAUGUGGGACUCAACUUGACCAUGGUGUUACUGCAGUUGGUUACGGUGCAGAUGAUGAUGGUACUGAGUAUUGGAUAGUAAAAAAUUCAUGGGGCACACAAUGGGGCGAGGAUGGUUACAUAAGAAUGAAGAAGGGAAUAGAUGCUACUGAAGGGUUGUGUGGCAUUGCUAUGGAUGCCUCUUAUCCCACUGCUUAA